This is a messenger RNA of Vollenhovia emeryi, 2856 nucleotides long. RefSeq names its product transposable element P transposase. Gene Ontology annotation, molecular function: sequence-specific DNA binding. The record is from RefSeq and is a predicted model, not a curated record. NCBI's taxonomy places the organism in Eukaryota, Metazoa, Arthropoda, Insecta, Hymenoptera, Formicidae. The transcript has 3 exons. Bases 50 to 2773 code for a protein of 907 amino acids.
GUGUAAAUACAUUUAUACGUUGGAGCAAAUUUCCGUAACAUCGUAUAAAAUGGAAAAAAAGAAAGGAUAUCAAAUUUGCAGCGUUCGAACGUGCGGAAAUAAAACCACAAAACCAAAUUCCCAUUUUUUUCACUUUCCUAAGGAUAUUGAAAGGUUAAGACAAUGGGCAAUUGUAUGUGGUCGGAAAGAUCUUUUGAAAAAGUCACCAAAAAAGGUAUAUUCCUGCAAUGUAGUUUGCAACGAUCACUUUGAAGACAGAAUGUAUGCAAAUGAUUUAAAAAACCGUUUGCUUCCUCUAGCUCAACCAACUCUCAAUUUGAUAGACAAUUUAGAAAGUGAUAAAAAUAAUAUGGAUUGUGCAGAUGUAAGAACUGGCACUUCAUCUGACAUUCGACAAAACACACGUUCGUUGGAAGGGAAAGAAAGGUUGCAGUUUUCUACAGAGCACGAUGUACAAGUGGAAUACAAUUACAUGAACUUGGAACCAAUUAACACCACCAAUUUUCUUCAGUCUUCAAUUACCGAUUUUGCAGCAAACAACAGCAGCGUGACAGAUUCUAAUAUUGUAGUUACUGCAGAGCGUCCCAGUGCGUCAAGGACCCAGUGUGUUCAGGACAGUAAAGGAGCCCAACUGCUACACAAUCAAAGUAUUUAUAAAGUUACUCAAACUCCGCAAUAUUUGUCCGCUCAUACUCCGAGAAAAUUAAAACUACAAAGAAAAGUGGGACAUCUAAAAAAAGAGAUUGCCACUCUGCGUGCAAUAAACAAAAAAUUGGAAGAUGUAACCGAAGAUCAAUUUCUGAAGACCUGUGAAAAAUUUAUGUCACCUCUAAUAGCAUUGUUCGUAAGAGAACGAGUAUUAUCUGGCAAGAAAAAAGGCCAAGGUCGGAAGUAUUCCCUACAAUUAAAACGAUUGUGCUUGAAUUUAUAUUUUAAAAGGCCAAGAGCGUACAGGAUGUUGUCAUCAAUAUUUUAUUUGCCAGACAAAAAGAUUCUCAAUAGAAUGACAACUAAUAUUUCUAUUACGAGUGGUUUAAAUCAAAACGUGUUAAAUUUAUUAGCCGUUAAAUUUGCAACUAUGCAAGAAUCUGAAAAAGUUUGUGUGAUAUGCUUUGAUGAAAUGUCAUUAAAAUAUCAUUUAUAUUAUAAUACAAAGGCUGAUAAAGUUACUGGUUUUCAUGAUAGUGGCAAUGAAAAGCAACCAGCAAAAUAUGCAUGCGUCUUUAUGGCGAGAAGUAUUUUUGCUAAUUGGGAACAGCCUCUUGCGUUCGAAUUUUCAUAUACAUCUUGUUCAACUACAAUUCUCAAACAAUUACUAACUCGGUGUAUUCUUGAAUUGCAAAAUAUUGGUUUAACAGUUGCCGCUGUAGUGUGUGAUAUGGGUCCUAAGAAUAUUCAGCUUUCAAAUGAAUUAGGAAUUACGCCUAGUACUCCACAUUUUACGCUGAACGGCCGCAAAAUUUUUUGGUUAUUCGACGUGCCGCAUUUGAUGAAGGCAACGCGAAAUAUGUUUUUAAAAUAUACUUUUACGUUUAACCAAUUUUUUGCUAAGAUGAAGUAUGUAAGACAAUUUUAUGAGCUCGAUAAAACAAUGCAGUUCAGGUUGGCGCCGGAAUUAACUGACGCUCAUGUAAAUCCAGGUCCAUUCCAAAAAAUAACUCGAUUUGCUACUCAGCUUCUUAGUCACUCUGUUGUUACAGGUAUAAGUACAUAUAUGCAUUUUGAAAAAAUAUCAACUGAGGCAGUUGGAACAGUAACUUUCAUAGACAAGAUGGAUAAACUUUUUGAUAUGUUAAAUUCUACCGUAAAAUACUCAGGAGAUAAAUUACAUGCUCACGUUUUCGAAGGGAAUAAAUUUCAGAUUGUUUUUUUAAAAGAAUGUUUAGAGUUUUUCGAUUCAUUAAAAAUUAAGAAUGGUGAUGGUCAGAACAUAACAAAUCAAAUGAAAUUCAUAAAUGGCUGGAAAGUUACUAUUUCAGGCGUGCUGCAAUUAUGGGAAUGCCUCAAAGAAAAAAAAUUUAAUUGUCUGCAAACAAGGAGAUUAAAUCAGGAUCCUGUAGAAAACUUUUUUGGAAGAAUUCGUUUAUAUGGAGGAAACUGUUUGAACCCUCCUGCCUGGAAGUUUAUUGCAGCAUUCAAAAAAUUGCUAUUUCAUAAUAUUUUAAAUACAGAGAACGAAAACUGCGAGGAUGAUUUAGAUAAUAUCUUGUUUGACUUAAGUGCAUUGAAUCGCGAUGAAAUAGAAGAAAUUGAAGGAGAAAAAGAAAGUAGUCUUUUUGAAGAGUUUACAACGGACGAUGUAGAUUAUCAGAAGCUUGAUCUACUAGAAAAAAAUUCUAUUAAAUAUGUAUGCCGAUUUCUGAUGAAUAAGUGUUUAAAAAAACAUUCUUGUUCAAUUUGCGAAAAUUAUGUUAUUGAUGACGUGGAAUUUCACGAUGCGACAAUUUUUUCGUUUUGUAAAACGUAUCAGAAUAAUACUUCAAUUUGUGGAAAUGUAAACAUAUUUCAUGAUAAUUUCAUUUUUUACAUAUGUUCGUUGGAUGCAAUUUUUAGAGAGCACUUUCAAAAUUUUAUUUCAGAAAAAAAUGUUAUAAAAUCUUUUUUAACUGAAGCUACAAUAAUUACAUUCAAUCACCCUUGCGAAAGUUUUCCACAUGUUUAUUUACAAAAAUUGUUUUUUCGAAUGCGGCUCUAUUACACAUUAAAAUUCAUAAAUUACAACUUUCGAUCUACCAAUAACCCGAAUAAAAUAAUAAUUUGGGAGCAUGAGUAAAUGCUAUAAAAGUGCGUAAAAUAGUUUUAUAUAAUUAUUACGGCUAAUAAAUUUAACACGUUUUGAUUGUUUUAUAUAAUUAA